AUGUCGGCAGGACGAAUCGAGUACUAUGGAAUUUCCGGUCGAGUGAGAAAGAAUGCGACUACUGCCUGCGAUAGGUGUCGCCAGAGAAAGGUAAAGUGUGAUGGCAACGAGCCGCAAUGCUGGAACUGCGAGAUCCACGGUUUUGAAUGUACCUUUCGAUCGGAUGCAGACAAACGCAAACGACCUAGGCCGAUCGUGUCACGUAUACAAGCCCUCGAGCAGCUUCUGCUGGAUAAUAACAUUCCUAUCCCCUCAACUGCUCCAACCACGGGAGAGCAAUCGAUUGGACUCCAGGAGUAUUUGGCACCAAAUGAGCCAAUUAGUGGAUUGCAUGGGCAACCGGUUUCAAGAGGCUCGCCAAUCAUGGAAGGAGAGCCUAUCAUUCAUUCAAUUCCGGCGCCUCCAGCGGAUCUGUUCAUCUCAGAGCCAGAGUCACAUGUUCCGUGCAUGGGGGACGAGGCCGCGAUUUCAUUGAUAUGGAAUGUCGAGGCUAGAGCCCCAGCUGACGUAUUCGAUUGUCAAUUUCCUGAGAGUAGGACAGUCACAGCGACAGCUGAUGAUCAACAAUAUCUAUCUGCUAAUCGUCACGAAAACGAAGAUGCAUCCAGCAAUCUUCAUACGGAGCGCGAUCUGGCCACCGAGAAUGACCUGGAUUCACUGGUGAUACGGGUUGGAUCUCUCCGGGUUGCGGAGGAUGGGGAAAUGCGCUUCUUUGGAGCCACAUCUAAUCUCCAUUUACUACAGCAACGCGCUUUCGAUCCCCUGUACUAUCAUCACACGAUACGCGAGAAUACUCAGACCAUCCUCGAGAAGGCUGGAGUGGGACAGGAGGUUCCAAGGGAGCUAGAAGACCAUCUCAUCAAGUUGUAUCUCUCCUGGGAAGACCCAGCUACCCACGUUGUCGAUGGACAGCGAUUCCUCGAGGCCCGAAAUCAAGUCCUAGACCAUCCAUCCAAUGUGGAGCGCUUGCCCUCCUAUUACUCUGAAGUGCUGGUCAACGCAAUGUGUGCCAUCGGUGCAGCGUUUACAACUCGUGUUGUUCCCGAGCUCCCUAUGCCGAUGGCUGAAUUCUUUAGCUCUCGCGCCAAAGCUUUGUUGGAAGUCGAGAUGGAUAGCCCACGUGUUGCUACUGUACAGGCACUAGUCGUGUUGAGCGCACACGAGGCAGCAUUCACCCGGGAUGCUAGAGGAUGGUUGUACAGUGGGAUGGCGAUGAGGCUGGCCGUCGAUCUCGGCCUCCAUAUGAACGCGGAGAUAUUCGUAACUACCGGCGUAAUGAGCAGAAACGAGGCUGAUAUACGACGAACAACUUACUUUGGGGUAUAUAUGCUGGAUAUAUAUUGGAGUUACUACAUGGGACGUCCCCCAAUGAUGAAUGCGGUGAAUGCGACCAUCCAGAUGCCUCAAACAGAGGAUGAUAUGAAUUCCCAUAGAAUAUGGCAGCCAUAUACGGAAGAACGAGAGAUAGGUAUUGAGUCAGGGCCAUCCUGGAGAUCUACCGAUCCAAUAUGGACUCAAUGCAAAUAUACCUCAACGAGAUAUACACCCAUCCCCGUUCCCACGAACACUUUAAUCCUUCGCGUUAUGGAAUGCACCGAACAUCUUGUUAGAUGGUUCAACGAGUUACCACCUACCCUUCAAGUUGACCCCGACGAUUCGAACGAAAUAUAUUUGCCGCAUAUCAUACAACUCAACAUGCAAUAUCACGAGAUCCUAAUCUUUGCCAAUCACCCUUUUGUCACUAACAGCGCAGUCAAUGCCCUUCAUACGCGCGACAUGGACCAUAUUUGCAGAACAUCGGCAUCAGCCAUCGCUAAGCUGCUAAUGCUGUAUGAGCGACAGUGGACUCUCGUCCGUAUUAACAUCCAAGCCGUAAAGAUCGUUUUCUCUGCCACGUUGGUUCAUUUCUCUGUCACGACAGCAUUACGCGCUCUGGAGUUUAUCCUCCUGGCAAAGGAAGAUAUGAAAAAGAACGAAACAUCCUCGCAGCUGCAAAGCUCGAUUUUUGGCAAUCAUGAGGUGGAGCGCAAGUGGUAUAUGUUGGAAGUGGCAUUAGAGGAGGUUAAGGAGACGUUAAACAAGAGACGGGCUGAAAUUAAACAUGUUUCAUGGAUGGAGGAAUGGUCUGUGCUGAGUUCAUCUUUAGAGGGUGAUCCUUUUGGGUAUAUUAUAUGA
Molecule: messenger RNA, 2175 nt
Organism: Penicillium daleae
Lineage: Eukaryota; Fungi; Ascomycota; Eurotiomycetes; Eurotiales; Aspergillaceae
Product: transcription factor domain-containing protein
Exons: 9
Coding region: 1-2175 (724 amino acids)
Biological process (GO): regulation of DNA-templated transcription; DNA-templated transcription
Molecular function (GO): zinc ion binding; DNA binding; DNA-binding transcription factor activity, RNA polymerase II-specific
Source: RefSeq, a predicted model, not a curated record